Pseudoliparis swirei is the source of this 1951-nucleotide messenger RNA. It is a transcript of the gene tekt1, whose product is annotated as tektin 1. The coding region runs from base 310 to 1497 and encodes 395 amino acids. Gene Ontology annotation, biological process: cilium movement involved in cell motility; cilium assembly. Lineage: Eukaryota; Metazoa; Chordata; Actinopteri; Perciformes; Liparidae. The record is from RefSeq and is a predicted model, not a curated record. Gene Ontology annotation, cellular component: microtubule cytoskeleton; nucleus. The transcript is spliced from 8 exons.
ACUUUGGGCUCCAUAGCUUCUUGUAAUUAACAACAAAUGUUAAAUUAAAUGUCUCUUUUUUUUUAAUGAGAAAUCUAAUUUAUUAGAUUUAUUAGCAAUAUUUGAUAUUGCUCGGAGUAUUUUCAAUCUGAAUCCUUCUUCCACCUCGUGACGUCAUCCAAACAGCCGGAAGAGUGGCCGCCAUUACCGGUAGCCACGGUAACCGUUUUUGUCGUCGCGUUUGAGGGGAAAGAGCUCGAGAGCGAUCCGCCUAUUAGUCACCAUAAAGCCGAUAUAUAAUAUACUGACGGUGGCCCCCAGUGAAGCGUGAUGUCUGUCCCGGGCCACAGUCCCCAGCAGGGUGAAGGAACCAAGCUUAUGAAUUUUGAGGUUCUGCGGAACAGCUCCGAGCUCUUCAGAGCAGAAUGCACGAGGCUGAUGCUGGAAACCGAGAAAGCGUGCAAGCGCAUGCAGAACGAUGACAGCAAGCGACUCGAUCAGCGGGUCAGAGACAUCCAGUUUCUGAAGAAGGAGUUGGAGCUGAAGCUGGAGGAGGUCGUCGUGGAGAUCGACGUCCUCGUGGCGUUGCAGAGCAGGGUGGCGAAAGCCCUGGAGGCCUGCACACAGACUCUGAACGUUUCCGUGGUCUGUCUGGAGGAGAGGAAGCACCUCCCCUCUCGGAGGCUUCACGACGAGGUGGACAGAGAGCUGCUGAAGGAGAAGGAGGUGGUUGAGGGAGUGGCUUCCCUCCUGCAGAGGGUCGCGGAGCAGAUCACCGAGCAGAUCAGACUGGACCGAUCUGCCAAGUACCAGCUGGAGAAGGAUCUGAAGGAGAAGUUCGAGGCCGAGUGCAUCGACACCUCCUGUCUCCUGAUGACCCACCACGCCAUCAGCAACCUGCAGCGGGCCAGAGACACUGGAGCUGUCCCGCCGAGCUCGGCGGUGACCCCAAAGCAGUGGGAGAACAUCUCUGACGUCAACAUGGCCAAAGCGGAGCAGCAGCAGGCCAACUCGGUGGCCCUCAGGGCCCUGGUGGAAUGUCUCCUGGAGCAGACGGCCGCCGACAUGCAGCGGCAGGUCCAGGCCACGGCGGCGGCCUUCCAGCUGAACGUCCGGGAGAUCAAGUCCGCCAAGAGCCAGAUGGAGGAUCAGCUGGCCGCGAUUGUGUCUGAGUUCGCCAGCCAGGAAAGGAUUGCGGAGGAUCUGCAGGUGGCCAUCGCGGAGAGGGACCAGGUCCUGAGUCUGGCCCAGGCCCGGCUGGCUCUGCGCCGCCAGAGGCCCGGCAAAGAGCAGUGCCACGACCCGGCACAGGCCCAGCUCCUGACCGAGGUCCGGCAGCUCAGCGCUCACAUCGGCACGCUGCAGGAGGCGUGGGGCCGGUCGGGGGAGGAGCAGAGGGCUCUGGUCCGCUGCCAGCUGGAGCUGCAGGACGGCGUGGAGGCCGAGGCCAACGCGCUCUACGUCGACGAGGUCGUCUGCGCCCGGCAGCGGGAGCGCGUCGUCGUACACAACUUCUGAGCAUCGCCACGAGCGGACAUGUUCCCUGAAUUAAAGUGGGCCGCGUCACACGGGCUCCUUCCAACCUACGGCGUGGUCAUUUUAACUGAAGAUCACAAAGGUCACACAGCAGGCCUCAUUGACAUCAGGCUCACAGCACUAGCCUGAAUGAGCCAGGUGAGUUUACGCAUGUAAAAUACAUAAAACAAGAUUAUAUACGCAACGAUGGAGAGAAUUCAUGCCACUGUCCUUAAAGUCAGAGUAUGAGGGAAGCAACGCUCCUCCUUUCCUUCAGAGGUCUCAUGUUGUCUUAUUUGACCUCAACUCACUUCAGUUUGAAGUAUAUUUUUACCUUGUAAACAGUUGAAAACUAAGUUUAUACUUCAAAUUACAUACAUUCAAGUUUAUAUAUGUAUAUGUAUGUAUAUAAAUAUAUACGUAUAUGUAUAUAUAUACAUAUAUAAAUAUAUGUAUG